UAAAUUGAAUAAGAUUGAGAUUCACUCUUGUCCAAAGCACAGUUUCAGUUUUGUUUACAUUUUUAACUCUUUAUUUGCGUGUUGCUUAGACAUCGACAUCUUUAAUAUGGCUAAUCGUGGUGCUGCUUAUGGGAUUGCUGCUCAAGUCCAAUGUAAAUUAACAAAUAAACGAGACAUUGAAUUGGAAAAUGAGAUUCUGCUUUGGAUGUCUGAAAUAAUCGGUGAACCAUUGCCAAGAGGUGAACUCGGUGAUGUACUUCGUAAUGGAGUUUACCUUUGCAAACUAAUGAACCGUUUGGACCCAAGCACAUGUACAAAAAUCAACAACACCAAUGCUCCAUUCAAAAUAAUGGAAAAUAUUGACCAUUUUCUCAGAGCUGCUCGUAAAUAUGGAGUUUCUGAGAUUGACCUUUUCCAAUCGGUUGAUUUAGUUGAGAAACGUAAUAUUCCUGGUGUAGUUCAGUGUCUUAUGGCAAUUGGUCGAUGUGGUUAUCUUCAUCCCGAGUUCCGUGGACCUUACCUUGGACCUAAACCUGCUGAAGAGUCAAAAAGAGAUUUUAGUGAAGAAACGUUGAUUAAAGGUAAAACAGUGAUUAACCUACAAUAUGGAACCAACAAAGGAGCCAACCAACAAGGCCUCAAUUUUGGUAACUUUAGACACAUGUAAUGGUUAAGGGUUUACAAUCUUAAUGACAAGACAUCUUUAAUUGUGUUGAUUUCAAUCAUCUAAAUUUACUUCACUUUAUGUAAAUAUUGUCUGGUUAAGUCAAACUCUCAAGCCUUUUCAAAGUUUACAAUGUUACCAAAGAAAGGGUAAAAAUAAUAAAUUGUAUUCUCUACAUAAAAUGCUGACAUUUAAUACCAAUAAAUGUUUUCAAGUGUAAUUUGAAUUGUGAAUAUAAUUGUAUCUUUAAAGUCUGGUUAUCAAUAAACUGGCAUUUUGCUUUUCAACUAUUA
This is a messenger RNA of Tetranychus urticae (two-spotted spider mite), 957 nucleotides long. Its product is annotated as myophilin. Gene Ontology annotation, biological process: actin filament organization; actomyosin structure organization. Gene Ontology annotation, cellular component: actin cytoskeleton. The record is from RefSeq and is a predicted model, not a curated record. Gene Ontology annotation, molecular function: actin filament binding. NCBI's taxonomy places the organism in Eukaryota, Metazoa, Arthropoda, Arachnida, Trombidiformes, Tetranychidae.